Ahaetulla prasina is the source of this 1478-nucleotide messenger RNA. It is a transcript of the gene GDF1, whose product is annotated as growth differentiation factor 1. Bases 1 to 1083 code for a protein of 360 amino acids. The record is from RefSeq and is a predicted model, not a curated record. Gene Ontology annotation, biological process: BMP signaling pathway; SMAD protein signal transduction. Gene Ontology annotation, cellular component: extracellular region. The transcript is spliced from 2 exons. Lineage: Eukaryota; Metazoa; Chordata; Lepidosauria; Squamata; Colubridae. Gene Ontology annotation, molecular function: cytokine activity; growth factor activity.
AUGGGAACUCUGAGCCUGGGAGUCCUGGUGGGGCUCGGGGUGCUGCUCUGGAUCUUCCCGGGGGUUGGAGCAGCGUUGCACCCUCAGGAAACGUUGCUCCUGAGAUCCCUGGGCCUGAAAGCCAGGCCCAGCCCCAGGUCGCCCGCUCCGGUGCCGCCCUGGCUGUGGAAGAUGUUCCAGAAAAGAAACGAGGAGGCCAAGGAAUCCCGCAACCCGUGUUGGGUGGAGGAAUUUCAAGUCCCUGGAAACGUCAUUCGGGUCUUCCCCGACCAAGGACAUUUGAUCCAUCGAGAAGAACCCGAGAGUUGGAUAUGCCUACAAAAACGGCUAUAUUUUAAUUUCUCUGCACUUGAGGAAGGAGAAGAGUUGACCCUGGCCCAGCUGGAGAUUCAGUUCAGCCAUAACCAGUACCAGGGUUCCAGCUCGGUUCAUCCCUUUGAGCUAAGCCUAUAUCGGGCUCCCCAGAUGACCUUGCAUGGCAUGCACACCCAUACUUACAGCCGCCAACUCCUGGUGGAGCAAUCCUUCAUCCACCUGCGCAAGUCCUUUGCCUUCAACCUGACCGAGGUGGCGAAGGAAUGGCAGACUCCAUCCAAGAACUUGGGCUUGUUCCUUGAAAUUAGCCUCCCGGCGUCACCCGAGAGAAGCUUAUGUUCCAAGCUCAAUUCCAUACUCAGCACCUCCCUGUUAGUGGUUUCCCUCACUCCUGGGCAGUGCAAAAGCCCCAGGAAAAGGCGCAGCACUUACUACAUGCCAGUCUCUGCCAGCAACAUUUGCAAACCCCGCCGGUUGUACAUCAGCUUCACCGAAGUCGGUUGGGAGAAUUGGAUCAUUGCUCCACAGGGUUACUUGGCCAACUACUGCCUCGGCGAAUGCCCUUUUCCCCUGACUGAGGAACUCAACAGUACCAACCAUGCCAUCUUGCAAACCAUUGUGCAUUCUCUUGACCCCGCUGGGACCCCUCAACCUUGCUGCGUCCCUGUCCGCCUUUCACCAAUCUCCGUCCUGUAUUAUGACAACAAUGAUAAUGUUGUGUUGAGACAUUAUGAGGAUAUGGUAGUGGAUGAAUGCGGCUGUCGAUGAGAUGAUUCACCAGGUUCUCCUUGCUCAGUUGCUGUUUCAUCAGCCUCUUCCUGCUGUAUCUUUAGUUGAGCCACCAGAUGUUCAGUUACGGUCAUCUAGUUCAUGAGUGUAUAGAGGAGCCACGUAGUUAUGGGAUCUUAAAGUGGGAUGCAAAAUGCUUUUGUCAAAAAUUGCUGGAGUUGUGUACAAUUUAUGGGGAAGCUAUGUCUUACAACACAAUUAAUCUGGUUUUAAACAUGAGCUAAGUAAUUAGUUAAUUAUCCCCAGGACCAAAACCACCAGAAUUGGUUUUACAAAAGUAAUAUAUUUUAAAUCGCUGUACGAUUUGAUUUUAAAUUUUUUAUCAAUUAUCUUGGUUAUUAAAUAAAGAAAAACCCAUUGUGAAGCUUGUGUUA